UUGUUGAUUUGAUUUAUUACAGUUUUGAAAUUUGUGUGAAUCACUGAAUGUGGCAACAAUUUGUGAUGGAAUUGAUACCUUGAGUAGCUAUGUUUCGUGUCUGCUCUCGCCUACCUAGGCGAAAGGUGGUUUUAUCAUCUCUGCCAACGAUUGCUGCCAGUCGCAGGUGGUGUGCCACAACCUCAUCGCCAUCUCUUUGGAAGGAUGCAUUUGAGAGCAGAACUUCUCUUGAGAGCAAUAAGAAAUCUGGCCUUUUUGGAAGGACGGAGCUGGCCACCCCCGGUGGUUUUGCUGUGUUGACGGAAUCGUGCCUUGACGAGGUUCGCGGUAUCCUUCGUGAAGUCCCGAGCCUAAAGGGUGUAAAGCUUGUAGAAUCAUUUGAUCGUCUUUCGAAUGCCAUUUGCAAAAUAGCUGAUUUGGCUGCGUAUGUCCAGUACACACAUCCCGAUGCGCAGUUUCGCGAAGAGGCGAGCCGCUGCUCAUUGCAUCUGCUGCGCCUCACGGAGGAGCUGAACGUGAACCAGAACCUGCACUCGUACCUGGCCAAUGUUAUAACUGCUCAGACUGAGUUCGAAGCAAUGCCGGAGCAGGUGCAACGCACGGCUCAGCUAUUGAUGAAUGAUUUUGAGAUCAGUGGUGUGCAUCUUAACGAGGAAGGACGAGAGCGGUGUGUGUCGCUUGACCAGCAGCUACAAGUCUUGAAAUUGCAGAUCCUGUCUACAUUCCACGAGCCGGUCGUAUUGAGGCCCAGGGUGCUGCCACAGGUGUUGAGUUCAUUUAGCAGUGUCCCCACGACACAGGAUGGCAACUGUGUCGUUUUCUAUCAGAAUGAUCACUUCCAUCCUAAAGUACGCUCAAGGUCCUACGAAAUCUAUUAUCAACAAUCUCCAAAGCGCGCCGAGCUUACGUAUGAGCUUCUGCGUUGCCGGCAUGUUCUAGCUAACACUAUUGGGUAUUCAAGCUUUGCUGAGCGUGCCUUGCGCUUCUCUUCGGCUGGCACGGUCGACAGAGCACUGGAGUUCCUGAAGAAGCUAUCGGACGAGGUGCGCUGUCGUGCCGAGAAAGAGAUUGAAGUACUCCAAUAUGUACGAAAUCAACUGGAUGGCGAAGGCAGAUAUACACUGCCCAACUCUGCAAAGCCCGCACGUCCUUUGGUCUUCACGGAUAUCCACUACUUGGAGGGUGAGAUGCCGCGUAUUCUGUGCUGCAAAGGGGCAGAGGCAACUGGAGAGGACAUUGACGACAGCAGGUUGACAUUCACUGUUGGCAGCGUCAUGCGUGGUCUUGAUCAGCUGCUGCAGCGAACGUUUGGCCUACGCAUGCAGCCAGUGGCUGUUGAUCAAGGCGAAGUCUGGCACAACAGUGUUGUGAAGCUGGCCAUUGAACAAUACCACACAAACACUGGCGAUUGGUCAUUGGUUGGACACCUCUACUGCGACUUCUUCGCCCGUGUCAACAAGGAAGGCGGCGAUAGCCAUUAUACUAUUCGCUGCGGAUUCAAUAGGCCAUCGCACCCAGCGCAGCUUCCGCAGUCAGUGCUGAGCAUCAAUAGCAGCCCCAGCAUGCCGCUCAAGAUCUCCACGAUCCGCACGUUCUUCCACGAGUUUGGUCACGGCUUACACAGCAUGUUGGGACAGCCAGAGUACCAGCAUACCGCCGGUACCAGGUGUUCCAAUGACUUUGCUGAGGUUCCCUCUGAACUCAUGGAGUUCUUCUGCGGGCACGAAGCAGUUCUAGCUAUGCUGGCUGACAACGGUGAUUCAGCACAGUGCUCACAGCUCGCUCAACAGCUGCAGGCCAGGGAGCAGCUGUUCCAGGCUCUGGAGCUACAAGAACAGAUUGCAGUGGCUCGGUUUGACCUGGAGGUGCACAGUCAGACACCGUCGUGCCCAGAAUGGAUAGAGACCUGGUAUCACCGUGCCCAGCGAGAGCAUGCGUCUAUCCCGGUGCCGAUGGACUGUGCGCCACACCUGCGCAUGUCCCACCUGGCCAGCUACGGUGCUACCUACUAUUCGUACCCGUGGGCGUUCGCCACAGCCGCUCUGCUGUGGAACGAGCUUUUUGCUGCCAAUCCAUUCAGCCUGGAUGCUGGUUGCCGCUAUCGAGAUGCUAUACUUCGUCAUGGCAAUUCCAAGGCCCCAAGUGAGAUGCUGGCCGAUCUUCUUGGCAAGACUCCGGAUGUCGGUGACUUAGUUUCUGCCGUUGUACAUGAGCUGGACAAGGGCAAUGCUCGCCUACAGGUUAUCUGGGAUAACCGGCCUCCUCCAGUUGAAACCAAACAGCGUGAGACUAAGUGGGUCAAGCGCGAGGGGAGGAAAAGAAACAUUACUGAGGAAUGCGAUUGAUGGCUCCACAUUUUCCUUUAUUCUUUUUUUUAUUUGGGAUUUUGAGUUUCUUCUGCAGCGCUGGUCGCAUGUUCAGUUUUCCUUUCUCGAUAUUCAUCCUAAUUUUAACCGGACUAUAUCUCAAGUUAUCACACUUUUGUUUUUUUCUUUCUAGAUGUGCUGUUGUGUAGACAACUCUACCUGGCUUUGUUAGGGUUCUCCGGAUUUUGGACGUUUUUUUGUUUUCGUAUCCCUUUUUAUAAGGAGAAACCGAAGCGUAAAUAGGUGUGCCACGAACCUGCUCGCCUGGUGGUGUUUCACCACGAGGAGAAUCGAAA
Messenger RNA from Sycon ciliatum, 2662 nucleotides. Its product is annotated as mitochondrial intermediate peptidase-like. Gene Ontology annotation, molecular function: metalloendopeptidase activity. Gene Ontology annotation, biological process: peptide metabolic process. The transcript has 8 exons. The record is from RefSeq and is a predicted model, not a curated record. Gene Ontology annotation, cellular component: mitochondrion. Lineage: Eukaryota; Metazoa; Porifera; Calcarea; Leucosolenida; Sycettidae. The coding region runs from base 90 to 2345 and encodes 751 amino acids.